Fulvia fulva is the source of this 1695-nucleotide messenger RNA. RefSeq lists its product as uncharacterized. Lineage: Eukaryota; Fungi; Ascomycota; Dothideomycetes; Mycosphaerellales; Mycosphaerellaceae. The transcript has 3 exons. The record is from RefSeq and is a predicted model, not a curated record. Gene Ontology annotation, molecular function: protein binding. Bases 1 to 1695 code for a protein of 564 amino acids.
AUGAAUCCUCCAAUUUUUGCGCUUCCACCAGAAGUUCAGACCACCAUCAUCGGAUACAUACCUCGUCUGACUGACCUCAAAAGUCUGUGUCUCACGUGCAAACAGCUGCGUGAUGUGGCGAUGCCAGCACUCUACGAGACUGUUCUUCUUCCACACGAUGCAUGGGAGAAGAAGUCGAUGUUCUUUCGCUACGAUCAUCCAGGACACCAGCUUGUCAGGCAAGUCGCUGUUUGCGACGUACCUUCCGACAAUGAAGCUGCGGCCGCCGAGGCAAACGCAACACUUCGCGCUAUACUACAGCUGAUACCACACAAUCGUCCAAAACGUGUUGUGACGUCGGCCACCCUGGUACUCGAGCCGGAGACUCUGCUUGCCUUGUGCACGCGGCAACAGCGACUAGAGAGCAUACUUGCAGGGUCGUUCCGACCAUCUAGUCUACCGAUGGGACUAGAUGUGGGUCAGUACUUCCGGUUCUUGAACAGAUUGCAGGUACCGCAGCAGAUUCGCCAAGCAAGCGACUUGGACACUUCUGCCCGCGUGCUCCAGUCACGUCCUGGCCUCAAGGUCCUCGGAAUACCCAGAUGCGAGGUAGCUGAAGCAGAUGAUCCUGCUUUGGAGCGGCUGAAGAAUGACGAGCUUGGGCGGACACAGUUUACGAUGGACAAGUUCUUUGGUGAAGAAAGUCACAUAUCGACUCCUCUUCUACCUCAACUCCAGGUCCUCAGCAUGUUGGACAUCGACAUGGCCGUUGCAGAGAGUCGUUUGCUGCGACAUGUGGAUAUGACUCGACUUCGGGCUCUCGACAUGGUUGACUGUGCCAACAAUGGACAGUUUCUGGACACCUUGCGAAGUCUAUACGCACGAUCGCCCUCGGUGUCACUGUUGGACUUCUCUUUUGGUGUGUGCUGGGAAGAGUGCGACACGAAACGCCUUCAAGCUUUCCUGGGGUGCUUCGCCGGGCUCGAGUCGCUCGACCUCAAAUUAGGGUGCGACGAUGACACGUUCCGUCCCAAGUGUCUCUAUGGACACGCGCAGACACUGAAGCACCUGCGUGUUUCCAUUGGAUUCGAUGACGAAGAUAUCACACAAGCGUGCUUUCCGAAAACAGAACUGGCACCACUACUCGAGCAGUGCACGGCUCUGACAGAGCUAGCGAUAGCUUUGCCUGAGACAUCGGUCACCUCCUUCGCGCCGGGAAUCUCAAAUUGCUUGUUUGCGCAGACACUGGGCUUGAUAGCUACUAUACCUGAGCUCGAAGUCCUUCACAUCCUGGACUGGCCUGAGGUCUCUGUCGAAGACAACGAAGUCAGAGACGAGCGUUUCAAGCGGGACUACAUGCAUGCUUUGGACAACUUUGCCAGCCUAGUACUUCAGCAUCUAGCCAUAUUGAGCCCCUCUCGGAGUCAACGGCCAAAGCUCCUGUGCAUUGGAGACAAAACAUUGAUCACAAACAGGGUCUACUUCAACAAGAGUAGCGACGACACUAGAGAUGAGACCAGCUUUGAGCAUGACCACGGCCGAGCAUUCUACUCCAAGGGCUACCAGACUGAUUGCUGGGGAAGAUCGGCGCCAUGUGCUAUUCGAAUUCCUGCGCAGUCCGCGAGAUUCGUGGCACCGGGGUUCGAGGCUGUCGCGAGGCAUGCGCGAGACACAGAUGGUGGCUUGGGAACUCGCGACUACUUUGUGCCAAAGUAG